Messenger RNA from Pimephales promelas (fathead minnow), 10321 nucleotides. It is a transcript of the gene atxn1a, whose product is annotated as ataxin 1a. Lineage: Eukaryota; Metazoa; Chordata; Actinopteri; Cypriniformes; Leuciscidae. Gene Ontology annotation, molecular function: RNA binding; protein binding. The record is from RefSeq and is a predicted model, not a curated record. Gene Ontology annotation, cellular component: nucleus. Gene Ontology annotation, biological process: nervous system development; negative regulation of transcription by RNA polymerase II.
AGGUGGGGGCACGGAGCGAUAGAGCUAUUAGCUCGGGCUGCAGCAGACAUCAUUGUACUAGGGGAGACGAUUCCACCAGUAGUGCGCGAGAACGCACGGAGCCCUGGCAACGCGGAGAGCCUCGCGCUUCCCUGCCCGUUAAACCGUACAGGAAUGGUGAGGGUAGUUGGAGCCAGACAGACGUGGACAGACAGAGUGGGAAUCACGAGCCGUCCCCUCAGACAGCAGGAGGAGAGAUUUACUCAUCCCCAUCACAGUGCUUUCAGCUGGACCCUUCUCUCCGAUUGAACAUCGGAACAUUCUACCUGCUCAAGAUCCACCUGUAACCUCCAGAUUGGGUUCUUCCUGCAGUCCUGGAGAAUCGCUCUCAGAGGGAAAUGAUUCCACAUGAAUUGCAUGGACCGCUCUCCCACAGCAGGUGUGACUUCCAUUGCUUAAGACUGAAAUCUGUGUCCAUCCAACCUUAGGAACAGGACAUUUCCCCUCUCACCACCACUCUCCUCUCUAUCCCAUCCCCAUCCUCGCUCCGAGCCAAUCACUGAGAGGGCACACUCUGUUAGCAAGACAAACUGAGUCCAAGAGGGAGCGGAAAAGAGCCAGAAAAGACUGGGGGAAGCGUGGUACAAGAUUCUCAGACACCAUGAAGUCAAACCAGGAGCGGAGCAAUGAAUGCCUGCCCCCAAAGAAGCGUGAAAUCCCAGCAAGCACUCUGCCCUCAGAGGUUAGGCCUAUGGUGAUGGCGCCUGCAAGUGACAGCCAGCGUGGAGGGAACCUGGCCUGGCUUGCCAGUCUGGCAAGCGGGCAUGACAGAGGGCGGCAGCACAUCAGUACCUCCGCAGAACCUGAGGGGCCUCAAUACAAACCAUUGUCAGCCAUGGCUGAAAGUGCACCUUCCUCAUCCACGCACUCAACCAGAGCUCUAUCUACAGUGACCACAAUACCUGCAGUGUACACGUCACCCCUCUCUCAGCCUACUGGCACCAUCCAAUACACGCCCCUGCCUCACAAUCUACAUUUCAUCAGCUCUCCGUAUACUGCACCAUAUGCUGGCUACAUCUCUCCACUAGUUCCCCAUUCGGCUGCCACCACUACCACACAACGUGAGGUUUAUGCCAGCACCUCCAUUUCUCCAGUAUCCAAAAUUGACCAUCACCAUCAUUUGGGUCGUUCAGGCCUGGUCACAACUGACAACACCUCUUCAGCCCACUCCACCCAAUACGUCCACAUUGCUGGUUCGCCUCUAAGCGUAUCCCCUCGGACUGCUCCCUCACCCCAUGCUCAGUUGCCUCUACACUUACACCCUCACCACACGCUCCCCCUCAGUGGCCCUUCGCAGGUCUUAGUUCAGUACACAGAUGGACUUUUACCCAAGAGAGAGGAGACAAGGCCCAGGGUGGUGCUGAACGGAGAGCUGGAAAAGGACAGACGCUUUGGUCCAUCUCCCGAGUCCAGUGCAGGGAAGCAGGGCAGCACUGCCAAAGGGGGUUCCUCCUCCCAUCAGCACCACAUUCACCAGCAGCAGAGCCCACGUCACUAUGAGGCUCGGCAUGUGGUGCUACCUGCCGAAUAUGCACAGGACAGUACAGCCAUGCGGACCUCGUUAGUGCUGGUUCCAAACAGUCAUAGCUCCAGUGUUGCUGAUCCCGGAUGUUCACUGGACAAGCUGCCUCCCCCAACAUCCCACACUGAAAAAGGAGGGAUUUGUGCGGGCAGACCCGUGUCCCGCAGUUCUUCCUCCUCUGCCUCCCUUCCAUUUCCUCCUCCCCCUCCACCUAUGGACAACCUGAAGGGAGCAGUUACCACACUGUCUCCCCAUGCAGUUAUGCAGACCACGCAUAACACCACAGAGUCACUCUCCCUGGGCCUCCCCUCCACCAAUUUCUACUCCACCCAGCAGCCCAUCAUUGGUUACAUUGCCGGCACAGGGCACCAGCAACCUCUCAGCUACCACACCAGCCUACCCCAGCACCUGGUCAUCCCUGGAACUCAGCCGGUCAUCAUCCCAGUAAGUGGAACCGAAGCUACUGCUACAUCGACCACGACGCACUUGUCUGCGGCACUGCCCCAUGCUUUCGUCACCUCAACGGCCCCCAAAGUGGAGAAUUUUGAAACUCCGGCUCUAUAUUCCCACCCUGCCCCAGCCGUGGUUCAAGCCCAGCUGCAUCUGCCUGUGGUUCCAGCCCCUGCCAGCCUGCUGACGACUCCACCACCACCCUCAGCCCCUUCCCUGCCCCCUUACUUCACAAAGGGCUCCAUCAUCCAGUUGGCAGAUGGGGAACUAAAGCGGGUAGAGGACCUCAAGACGGAGGAUUUCAUUCAGAGUGCUGAGAUCAGCAAUGAGCUGAAGAUUGACUCCAGCACUGUAGAACGUAUCGACAGCAGUCAUACGCCUAACUUCGCUAUUAUACAGUUUGCUGUAGGAGAACAUCGCUCACAGGUCAGUGUGGAGGUUCUAGUAGAGUAUCCUUUCUUUGUGUUUGGCCAGGGCUGGUCAUCCUGUUGUCCAGAACGGACUAGCCAGCUGCUCGAGUUGCCAUGCACCAAGCUUUCAGUGGGCGACGUCUGCAUCUCCCUCACCCUGAAAAACCUGAGGAACGGCUCCAUUAAGAAGAGCCAGGGGGAAGUCUUGGAUGCGCCUACCCUUGGUCCACCCCUUAAAUCACCCAAAGCACUCUCAAGCGGCACACGUGGAGGUGUUCGGCACACAGAACAGGAAAAUGGACUUGGGCAAUGUGUAGAUCAGAGAGGUCAAGGCAAUAGAGAGAAUGGAGAACUGAGGUUUAGCGAAAGAGACAUCUGCAAAGCACCACCGCUCACCGAAUCCGAGUCCGGUAAACCUACAGGCCGUAAAAGGAGGUGGUCGGCCCCUGAGGGCUGCAAAGUAGAAAAUCCUGAAGGAGAGCCCCCUUUAACGUUCCCCAAGCCUUCCUUCAUCCCUCAGGAGGUUAAAAUCAGUAUCGAAGGCAGAUCAAAUAUUGGCAAGUGAACACGUAUUGGACUGUCAGAUUUGAAAAGCAAAAUUUGCCCUCAGAAUGUUUUUUUUUAGUUCUGAUUUGAUUUUCUAUCCAGAUUACUAUACUUAAAGGCUAAAUUGACUCAGUGUGUACAUGAUCACUUUUACCAUUGUAAUAGAUGCAUUCAAUAUUACACAAACAAUUGGUGCAAUUCAUUUGAUUGGUCAAAAUCAGGGCUAAAGUAGGACAAGGUGAGAAAGUAAUGAGCACUGCACGAUAUCCUGAUGGCUUCGGUAUAUACAAUCAGUCACAGUCUCUCUAGUCUCUCACCUAUGAUGUCCUAAGACAAACUUGGUUCAACUACACCUAGUGGCAAUUUAAACGUGAACCUGAAAAUGUUAGUAAGGGAAGAUGAACAACUGGUGUGAAUAAAAAUAGCUAAUGAUGGCAGAACGGAAAUCACUCCUUCACUGGUUGCGGGAGUUUACAUGAUGUCAGCCAUCUUGUUUAACUGUGACUAAAAGAGACUAUCCAAAUCUAUCCUAACAAUAUAGUACAGCAUCGUCAGCGCAGUUAGACUAGCAUAGAUUAUAUUAACAUUAUUGAAACGCAAGAAGAGGUUUCCAAAUACUAUGGUACCGGCCAAGAGAGAUGAUGUCAUUGAGCGGGGACAGUUGCCCCAUUGAAAGACGAAACUAUAAUUUUAAACAGGGAAGAUGGACGAGUCUAUUUUUAUAUAUCCAACUGUCUAACCUUUUAUUUAACUAUUUUUGUAGUUUUGCAUGUUUUCUGUCUCACUUUUCAAACCCUCCCAUCAUACCUUGAUGGGUAGAUUUUUCUUGUUUUUUUUUUUGUGAUGAAUGUGUAAACCUUGCAAUCAGGGGUAAUUUUUUACUUAGACACAGGAUGGGUUCUUUCUUGAUGCAUACAAACACAGUGGUGAGUAGUCCCUUGUUUUUAGUGCCGUCUCACCUGUUUUUUGUUCAAAGAAAGUAGAUUAUUUUGAAAGAAAGAGAGCGAAAGUUGUCUGAGGAUGAGAUUAGUGUUGUCCUGAAGCACUUAGUUAACACCUGUCAUGCUCACUGGCUGAUAGUCAACUGAGUCAAAUGAUUAUUAUAUUAAUUAUUACUAUUAUUAUUAUUACUGCUACUACUAUUUCCUGUUGAUCUUUUAACAUGAACACCGUACUGUAUGCUGUAUCAUGAAUUGGAUGUUGUGUGGCACUCUGUGAGAAGGUGAUUUGCUCACAAGGGUCGCCGUGAAAGGAUGAAUGUAACAGUUGAUGAAAGAGCAAACAAUGAGAUUUUGUCCCCAAGAGGACUGCUUUAAAGGAAGCACUUUUUUCAUUGCGUCUGAUUGGCUUAGCCAUCUGAAGCAAGUUGACGGCUCGAGUAAAGACGGGCACAUUUAAACAACUGCCAUUUAAGUCAUUUAAAGCAAAAAGAGUCGAUGAAAGUGUGAAUGCAGAUGGAAAUAAAUAGAGACUGUUUAUAUAUUUACAAGAGAUGUGAGAGUUGACGUGAAAGUGAGAAACUCUGGCUACAGAAAUCUUUGGAUGAUCGAAGGGUGUCAUAUACCUGUUUGUUAGCAAUGUAUGUGGUCGUGCACAUGCAAGGCUUAUACACAUGUACACGGCUACGGUCAUUUUCAAUCAUGUUGAAAUAUGUCAUGUAUUUUUUUUGUACAUUAACAUGUAUAGAGCUGCAAAUGCUAUAUCUAUCUUACUGUAUGAGAGCGUAAGACUACAUGAGCACGUUUUUAGUCCCGUCCCCCAAGACUCAUCGAACGUAUGUAAAAAAAAAAAACAGUCAUGUAGUAAUUUCAGUGAUCUGUAUAAUAUUUGUGUGAAUGUGCGUGAGUGUGUGUGUGUGUGUGUGUGUGUGUGUGCGUACAAACCACACAUAUUAUAGAUAGAUAUUUAAGUUCUACUUAAAAGAAUAUUGCAAUUUGCACAUCUGGAGAGAUAGUAACAUGAUUUAUUUUGUUUUCUGCCAGCACAGGACAGGGCCGAAAACCCAAUUUUUACUAAAAAAUGUAGCAGUUUCUUGACAUAUUUGCUUGGUUUGCAGGUUAUUCAUUAGGAAAUCAAGGACGCCUCUUUUAGGGGGGUUCGAAUUACACACAAACACAUGAAAGCAGGAUUGUGCACGGUGCUUUGUCAAAGGUGUUCGCUCCGUAGGGGUGGAUGAUGUCAUAGCUUGUAGCCUGCAAACCUGUCGAGUCAUUCGAGCGGCCAGCUUGGGUUGGUGAAGAUCUGGCAGGAAGGCAGGUUGUAGUUGAAAAUAAAAGAUGCAUUGAUGGACGGAUGGAUUUAAUGAGUGGUGGAGGGUGGGUGAAGUGCACCCCAUAUACAAUUUGAAAAUGCUUUAUUUUUUUAUAAUAAAACAGGGUUUCUCAGAUCAACACCACAAUCGUGCAUUUUUUUCUUUUUUUCCAUUUGACAUGGCGUCUCUGUCCCCUUGUAUUGUGCGUGUUUUAGUUUGACUUAGAUUGCGUGUGGAUGUAUCUGCUUCAACCAAUCAAACUUGAUAUUUUCAUUGUGUUUAUUUUGGGCCAAAAGCUAGAAAUAAGAUAUUGUUUGUCUAUUGAACCACCCCAAGAACAUGACUGUCAAUGGCGAAUCGGUCUUGCAUUUGUUUGGUUUUUCUUAUCUUCAUCACUGUUGUCCUUCCCUUCAUGUAAUGAUCAGUGUUUCGAUGUCGCUUACUGCUUCGAUCAUUUUACAGUCUGCCUCCUUCUGGUUGCACAGUGCGGUUCCACGUAUAUACGAGAAGCAUUCCGAACAACAGCACGUAGCAAUAACCCCUAGUCUCUAGUGCUGAACCAAAAAAAAAAACAGAGAAACGGACAUCAAUGCCAGAUCUUCUGUUCGACCUCAGCAAUCUGUUUUUUAUCCUCUUUAGGUUUAUUUGCCGUUUGCACAGCCAGCCCUCAGUAACUUCAGGGAGAAAUGUAAAUUUAUAUGCAGUGACAGAGUCUGUCCCCUCCUAGCCGUCUUAACCCGUAAUCGAUAGUGACCUCCAGAUGCUCUUCAGGUGCCCAUACAGAACCAGUACACCUCUCUCAGAGUAUGUUUACCCAACCGCAACCGUUAGCUACCUUCUGUUGCCUGGCAUGUACGUGCGGCCUCUUUCUCACCCGGCACACCCGCUGUAGUUGAAGAACGCUCUUUUCUUUCCUCUUCUUCAUUCAUAGCCAUAGAACCUUGACAGUAUUUGUGAUGGAGUUUCAUAUUGCCUAGCUUGUUGAAAUAUUUUGGGGGGAGGGGGUCAAUUAUGACUGUAAUUUACUUGUAAUGUCACUUACGAUGCUUCUUGAAGUCAAUGUGAAUUAACAUUUCGACCCAUUUUGCUUCCAUAAUCUGAUGUAUUCCACAGUUAAAUGAGAAAAGUUGCCUUUUUAUACUAGAAUGCAGUCAGACUUAGUACGAGUUUGCUAAAAUAAUACCUAAAUAGCUAAUUAUUCAUUAAGUGACAUUGAAUGGUAAUUCUCUGAAGUACCAUGCACCGAUGAAUUGCUCACAAUAAGACCUGGAAUGAGCAUUGAGGAAGUAAAAUAGGUUCGAUUGUGAUUCAUGUUAACUUUAGCAAGUGUUAGCAAGUGUGUGUGUUCAGUUCCAGGUAUGUCAUUUGUUUGGAUUUGGACUUCUAACUUUAAGACUUUUCUACAUGAAUUUGAACAUCCAUGUUGGUUGUUUAUUUAAUAUUGAGGAAUAAGUCCAACUGCAAAUGAAUUGAAUAUGACGUGCGAUGUCCUGAAUGAAUGAAACAUCACAGAUGUUCUGUGCCAUCACAUUUAAUGGUCAUCACAAACAAAGAGAAUAAAAGAUGCACACGGUACAGCUGGUGGUUUAUUGUGCUGAUAAUGAUAGUCUCUUAUGACCUCCAGUGCUGAGAGACAAGAGGCAUAAGAGCACAUUAAAAGUGGUGGAUGCUGUUUUGACACCUAUUUGUUUUAGCAUCAAUGUCUCAUGAAACUCAAACCCCACUGAUGAUGUUCUAAACUCUUAUUCUGUUUAAGUUUGACAUGUUCACGCGUAACAGUUUGUGCCAUCUGCAUGUAGCAACGUUUCUGUGGUUUCCAUUCAUACUCCAGUAGCACUUUAUUUGACAGUCCUGUUACGCAUGUACAUACUGUGUACUUAUUAUAUUAGCAAUUACUGGGUUAUAACUAGGUACUUAUUCUAAACCUAAUGUUGACCCAUGUAGUUGCUUUAUAUUACUUUAAUUGUUUUGGGUAACUACACUGUAAGUACACGUACUGUAAAAUAAAGUGUAACCCAUACACCUUCUCCCACAAAUUGUAUUAUUUUUAGGCGGUGGGUUUUAUUAUUUUAUUUCGAUUUUUGUGAGUAAACAUGGCAAAUAUUGUGUUUCACUUUGUUGAAAUGUUGCACAUUUCAUUUACUUUGGCAGAGGGGGGAGUUUGCUGUGUCUGACAUUAUGAUAAAAUCGUUUGCUUUUCUGAUAAAGGUCAAAAUCUUUCCUUGGGCUUACUCAGGGAUGGGGAAGAGAUGUGAAUGUGUGUGUGUCGAGGAGGUUGUGUGACCUUGGAAAGAUUUUUGUACAUGUUAAGAUAUAUAUAUAUAUAUAUAUAUAUAUAUAUAUAUAUAUAUAUAUAUGUAUAUUCUUGUGUGUGGUAAACUGCUGUAACCAGAAUCAGUCAUUUCAUUGGCCCUGUGCUUUGGUUUCCCACAAUGUCUCUACACCAUAUGAGGCCUUCCUAAAACACUCUGUCCGUCUCCGUGUUUGUCCGCAUCACAAGCUGUCUGUCCGUCUGCCUGUUGUCCUUUUGACGUCACAAGCCCAGAUCCUAACACACGCAAGAUACUGAAAAAAAAAAAGACUGAGAAAUGAUUCAUCGACCUCAUCAAAGUGGGGACCACUUUUAUAGAAACAAACGAAAACAAAAUGCACAUUUUUGUCAUUUAUAGAAUAGAUAGACUUGAUAAUACUGUUUCAGCACUUUCUAAUCCUGAGGAAGAUAGAGUGAGACUAUGGUGUCAUCGCAGUUUCUCCCCUCCGAUACGAAUUCCCUCCGUCUCGGCCCGUUCCUGGGUCCAACGGGUUGAGACGACGAGGACAAAGAGUUGAAAUAACAUUUGAAUGGUCCUCUAUGAACCUGAGAUGACUUUACUUUUCGUUGUACUGAUGUGUGCUCGAACACCAUCGUUUUAUUUUUAUGUUCUAUACUUCAUGUACUUUGGACUUUUUUUUGCUUCGGUCUCCUCUGUAGCACUCUUUUAUCAUGGUUGGAGACAAGAGAAAGAUUUUUAAUGAAUGUUUUCAAGAGUGUCUCUCUCUCCUUCUCUGUCUCUCAUAAGAGGAGCACCGCUGACUUUUCCUUGUUUUUGCUUUCAUUACUCUGGCACAAAUGACAAAAAAAGAUGAAUGUUGGAUUUGCGAGUUUCAGCAGUUUGAAAAAUAAAUCAAAAGUUGUUUCUUUUAUUGUGGCUCUCAUUGAAAAACAACUUUAUUUUGAGUUUGCUUUUCUUUGAAAUGAGUUGUAAAAUCAGUCAGGAUUUCUCUGUUCAACUUGACUGUUGUUUGACAUCAUGUCAAUUGUCCAAACAGCUGGAUUAAUAACCUCAGGCUGAGAAUCUUCUACAAGCCCACGUUAAGGUUUUGUUUCACUCUUAUGUAUGGGCUGCUUGAUUAUGGGUAUUGUUACUAGUCUUAUUGUUAAUGCUAUAAGUGAUAUUAUGAUCAUUCAGCUAUAUCAGUGCUAAUGCAGUGCGCACUCCUUAAAAAAGGAGUCAUGCCCGGCCCUCGUCUCUCGCGUUGUUGAACUGACAAACGCUUCCUCAGAGAGAGGUACAUCCUGUGUUCUGUUACCCUUCAUCUGACCAGAGCGCAGGAAUGAGACUCAUGUUGAAUCUUCAGGAGUAUUUGUCACUGUUGGGUUGAACUGGACACUCAACCGUGGUUAACCACUGAGAACUAAACGCCAGGGACGUUUUGACCAUCACAGGCCGGAACCGACUCGUGUACAGAUCCUGUUUUCACACACACACACACACACAAUGUCACCCUCACGCAUAGCAAUCAACAGCCUCGUAACGUGUAUUUAUCCUUCAGAAUUUGUACAACUAUACAUAUCUUCAAGAAAAAAGUUCAUUUUGUAAUUCUGGAUUUCUUGCCAAUGAAUGCUUAAUAAGAUGUGUCUGUAAAAUUGUACUCUUUUUAGGCCUGAUUUUAACAUGUCAGUCAUUUCCAAUUCCAAGAAUGUUUUGUGUAGAUUCUGAAUGAAUGGUGAAGGUAGCUUCUCACGAUUAAUCGCCCCACGAUUUGAAAGCUGAGGCCAGAUCAAUUAUUAGCAGGAGGUGAAAUAACACUAUACACCCGAACAAUGUUCGGUUAUCAUUUAAUGUCCAGCCACCUUUAAUUUUUUUUCCCCCCUGUUUGUUUUCUCUUUUUGAGAUUGAAAUGUUAAGAUGUGUUUUGUGAAAAAGGAAGCCAUUGGUCAUUCCUCAGGAAGGAGUGGGUUCAGAUAUAGCAGUAAUACCCCAUGUUUGCUGGACUAAAGGUGUUGCGGGUCGUGUCAUAAAGAGAUUUGAAGUCUUCCAUUCGAAGGGAAAUGGAGGCUUUUUCUAGUUUCUUUUUACACUUGCCAUUGGGCAGAAAGAUCCACGAUCAUAAAACCUCCGGAUUGGACCUCUACCUACUGUUCAAAAAACAUCGACUCAGUGGAGGUACAGUAGGUUGUUUUUUUUCUCCAUAGUUUCAGCGCUGUGGGUUUACUGGACCUAUAGUAUGGUAGACACCAUGCAGAAAUGUUAAAGCGAGACUGUUAAAGUUGCAAAAUUGAAUGUCACAUCCAAUCCUGGGGUUUUAUUUUCUUGGAAUUGAAUUUGAGGAUUCUGGCCAGUAGCAAGCGAUGGUUGUUGGGAAAGGAAGUUGUGUUUUGCACCUUACUUAUAAAGGAAAAUAUAUGUAAAAAUAUAUAUAUAUAAAGCCCUAGGUAGGAAAUAAUUGUGAAAGGCAAUUUGUUUUUGCUUUUUUGGUUCAUUUUAUUUCCAUAUGCGUGCAUACUCUGUAAGUUGUGUAAAAUAUUGUACUUGCACUAGCUUUUUUAAGAAAGGAAACUAAUAUAAAAAAAAAAAAUUGAAUUGAAAUUCUAUUUUCUAAUUGUGGUGUGUCUAUUUGUAGGAUACACUCACGUUGUUUCUUGGAUUUUUUUGGUCCCUUUCUUUGAUGGUGCUUGCCGGUUUUCUAGUUAGAACUUAUUUCAUUAUUCUGAACAACAAAACAAUAUUUGAUUCAGGUUGUGAACAAAUUUGUUUAAAAAAAUUAUCUGUAUACCAGUACAAGUUUAUUGUUGCAGUAUACACGUACUAAUAAAAAUUACAGUGCCAAUUGCAAACUGCA